AUGGUUACGAUCGAGCCCCACAGUGAAGCCCACGGUUUGAACCUGGUGGCGCACAUUUCCCAGCGAGGUCUCCAUGGGGAGGUUUCCUUUUCGCAGCACAAUGACCGUCAAGUGCUUAUUACAUCCGAGCUGGAGACGACGCUGCAGUACCCUGAACAAGCCUGGAGCUGGGGAGUUUAUCAGCUACCGGUUGACUACACGAUCGUCGAUCCUCAGGAACGAUGCCAGAUCGCACGGCUCGGUGAGCAACUCUGGUCGUUCGACGACGAUCUUGGCUAUCUGAUGCUGCCUGGCAAUGAAUCAACGACCUGGCUGAAUGAUAUCGCACUCACCGGUGAGAAGGGCUUGUGGGGUAAAUCGCUAGUGUUAUUCGAUGCUGGCGCGAACGUGCGUAUUUGUGCCACCAUUGUGACCCGUGAUGGCUCACAAGAUCACUUGGCGGAAGCUCGAUUCAACAGCCCCAUCACCGGUUCGGUGUAUUUCCGGUGGUUGGCGGCGAAGGAGUCAAAUCACUCCGACACGCUGAUACACGCCAACCUGUUUCACGUGCGUGAGCAAUCGCGCAAGAUGGGCAACCCGUCGUACACGGAGCACAUGUGGAAGAUCUACGUGACGGACAUCUUCGAGAGUGACGCACAAAAUGCGGAAGAAAACUGCAACAAGCUGCAGCUGGUUUUUGAUCCACAGAAUCGAGGUGCUGGAAGCGCGAUUGGAGACAUCGAUGGGCGUGUUGGAGCACUACGUAUUAGUACGUACGCGAAACAAGCGCAGUAUCCACAGUUGUUCAACGAUCGUGAGCUAGUGCUGCUGCCCAGCGAUCUGUACGGACCGUCACGCAAGCUGUACGUCGUCGUGUUCGAUCCUAGCCAUCCGGAUACGUUUUUAGCCUGCGCCAAGAUUCGUCACCAGAAGGCAAAGACAGCACGUACCCUUGUUGAUGGUGGUGGUAUGCGUGGUGAGGUCAAAGACGAACACUGGACCGAUACGGCCGUCAUAUUCGAGUAUCUCAUCCAUGCGGAUGGAUCUACGGUUAACAAUACGGCCGAUCAUCGAUGGGCCAUAACGGACGAACCGCCCGGGAAGGACUUCUAUGACUGGCAAAAUCGCUGCGUUAGCACGGGAGGAGUUUACAAUCCUUUCAAGGCAGCGCCACUCAUGGGAAAACCCUGGGAAGAGGUGUGUUCAUCAUCUUCGGCUGAGCUUUGUCGAGUGGGAGAUCUUUCUAACCGGCUUGGAGCGUUGGAGAUUGCAGGAAAUAAGCGCGAAGCAAGACGCGUCAGUCGGAGAAUGUUCAUCGAUCAGAAUCUACCACUAAGUGGGCACGCCAGCAUUGUCGGACGAUCCGUGGUGAUCUUUGACGACAACGGACCUAAGGCGCGUGGUGAGCGUUUGGCUUGCUCCAUUGUUGGAGGUUAUCAUCGUCGAAAAGUGGUCGCCAGGGACUGGUACUCGAACGGGGACCCGCUGACCAUCAAAGGAAAGCUCGAGAUAGUGCAGCAGUCGGAGUACGAUCACACGAACGUGGAGGUUGACUUUAAAGGGCUUGACAAAAACAGCGGCUACCACGUGCAUGUUGCUCCAGUAGAAGGUGAUUUGGAGUUUCCGUGCGAAGAUUCCACAGUGUACGGGCAUUGGAACCCCAGAAAUAUCGACAUCAAACGGUCGCCUGCUCCAGCAACGGGUAGCACUGAUGAGUACGAGCUUGGAGAUUUGAGCGGAAAAUUUGGAACGCUCGAUGAAGCGACGAUGUACGAGCACUCGUAUAAUGACACGCGGCUGCCGUUGUUUGGCUACGAGAGUAUCAUCGGACGAUCGAUUGUAGUACACAAAAAGGAGAAAAAUCGCCGGUGGGCCUGCAGUACUCUGGAACGAGGAUACAGUCCAAACGAAGCCCGCGAGAUACGAGCCAUCGCGUCAUUCCAUCAUCCUGCGGGAUACGCCUACGGUUACAUUCGACUGACGCAGCUCAUUGGGAACGAUAACAGCCAGAGUGACACCAUCAUCGAGGUGAAGUUACGGUAUCCUGGCAAGCACGAUCGGAAUGUGACGCACAACCAUGGCUGGAAUAUCUGGGUUAACCCGGUGGGUGUUGAUGCGACCGUUAAACAGGUUGAGACGCGCUGUGUGGCCGCUGGUUACGUGUGGAACCCCUAUUACACUCAACUGGCAGAUCCAUUGAACGUGAGUAAACCAUCGGGAUGA
Messenger RNA from Anopheles nili, 2202 nucleotides. RefSeq lists its product as uncharacterized. The coding region runs from base 1 to 2202 and encodes 733 amino acids. Gene Ontology annotation, biological process: superoxide metabolic process. The transcript is spliced from 5 exons. NCBI's taxonomy places the organism in Eukaryota, Metazoa, Arthropoda, Insecta, Diptera, Culicidae. The record is from RefSeq and is a predicted model, not a curated record. Gene Ontology annotation, molecular function: metal ion binding.